AUGGCUUCCAAUUUUAAUGACAUAGUGAAGCAAGGGUAUGUAAAGAUUAGGAGCAGACGUUUAGGUAUUUAUCAGAGAUGCUGGUUAGUAUUCAAGAAAGCUUCAAGCAAAGGGCCAAAACGACUGGAGAAGUUUUCAGAUGAGCGUGCUGCCUAUUUUAGGUGCUAUCACAAGGUCACAGAACUCAAUAAUGUGAAGAAUAUAUUACGACUGCCAAAAAGCACGAAGAAACAUGCUGUAGGCAUUUAUUUUAAUGACGACACGUCCAAAACCUUUGCUUGUGAAUCAGAUUUUCUGGGCAUUUAUACAGAACUCGAGGCGGAUGAGUGGUGCAAAGUGCUGCAGAUGGAAUGCCUAGGAACUCAGAUUAAUGACAUAAGCCUUGGAGAGCCUGACUUGUUGGCGUCUGGUGUAGAAAGGGAGCAGAGUGAGAGAUUCAAUGUGUAUUUAAUGCCAUCCCCUAAUUUAGAGGUGCAUGGGGAAUGUACCUUGCAGAUAACAUUUGAGCAUAUCUGUCUUUGGGAUAUCCAGAAUCCCAGAGUAAAACUCAUCUCUUGGCCAUUAAGUGCCCUCCGGCGGUAUGGACGAGACCCAACUUGGUUUACGUUUGAAGCAGGGAGGAUGUGUGACACUGGGGAAGGACUAUUCAUCUUUCAGACAAGAGAUGGGGAGGCGAUCUAUCAGAAGGUUCACUCAGCUGCUUUGGCCAUAGCAGAACAACAUGAGCGCUUAUUACAGAGCGUGAAAAAUUCAGUGCUUCAAAUGAAAAUGAGUGAGCGAGCCGUCUCCCUCAACACCAUAGUGCCCUUGCCUCGGAGUGCCUACUGGCAGCACAUUACACGGCAACACAGUACGGGCCAGCUCUACGGCCUACAAGAUGUUUCAAGCCCCCUGAAGCUUCAUCGAACAGACACUUUCCCCACUUACAGAUCAGAGCAUUGA
Emys orbicularis (European pond turtle) is the source of this 942-nucleotide messenger RNA. RefSeq names its product docking protein 5 (gene DOK5). Lineage: Eukaryota; Metazoa; Chordata; Testudines; Emydidae. Gene Ontology annotation, cellular component: cytoplasm. The transcript is spliced from 8 exons. The record is from RefSeq and is a predicted model, not a curated record. Gene Ontology annotation, biological process: cell surface receptor protein tyrosine kinase signaling pathway; positive regulation of MAPK cascade; Ras protein signal transduction. Bases 1 to 942 code for a protein of 313 amino acids.